AAUCGGAAUGCAAGAGAAUUCACUGAUACCUACCUUUAUUCUUGGUCAGCAACUUGUCUGUUGAAUCAAACUUUUUCUCUGACAUGCUCUCACAACUUAAACGAAUAAUAAUCUGAGUGAGAUACGGAAUUGGCACCAGACACUACGCUGUCUCUAAAUUACCCAGUGAAAAAUAAUUGCUUCUGUAUUUAGCACGCGCAGCUUAAUUCGGAUUAACGCUAAUGCCACACAAUUAUUCUUAAAGACAAUUUGGGUAACGUUAGUUACACAUUAGUUGCUAUAAAGUAGAAUUUUGUAACCGUUCGCAAACUACCAUCAUUACCCAACAAUAACUUUUUCAUACGCCUUUUGCUUUCUCUUUAUAACCUUAACUUCAAAUGUGGAGAUGUCACUCUCGAUGUUAAAACAGCUUUGGCUCCACAUGACAGUCCUUGAAUGACAUGUAUCCAACCUAGCUAGCUGGUGCUUAUACACUAAUGUACUUCUAAAGAUAAACAGGGGAUAAAAUGUUAUCUACUAACAUUAGGCAGUUCUAACAGUAGCUAUCUCCUGUAUAUGGUUGCUCCAUUAUAACUGAAUCCGGGAGGUUGCUAGCUAGAAAGUCUUAGGUCUUGUGGCAAGCUAACCCAGCAUGGAACAUCUCAGGACUUUUAAAACUUUAACGUUACUUACCAUUUCUCAGCACUGGAUGCCUGUCAGAUGUGUCCAACCCAGAUAUUGUUCUGAUUUAGCUAACACCAAAGUCACGCCAAGAGAGAGGAGGGUAACUGGAACUUUAGACAAGUUCAAGAAUCAGUUAUCCUCUGGUCCAACUUUUCAGGAUUUCAUCAAAGGAGUUUCAGUUCCUAAGACUUGUGCUAAAGAUGGACAGUACUCACAGAAACAUGCUUAUCUUUCUGAGGACUUGAAGAUGGGGAACUCAAGGAAAGUGUAUUUUGAAACCUAUGGAUGUCAAAUGAAUGUAAACGACACAGAGAUAGCCUGGUCCAUACUGCAGAAGAAGGGAUAUCAACGUACGCUUACCUUAAAUGAGGCAGAUGUUGUCCUGCUGGUAACAUGCUCCAUAAGAGAAAAAGCUGAACAAACAAUCUGGAAUAGACUACAGCACCUGACAGCCAUGAAAAAGAAACGCUUAAAGACCCACACACCAAUGAAAAUAGGGAUUUUAGGCUGCAUGGCAGAGAGGCUAAAGACAGAGGUUUUGGAGCGGGAGAAGCUGGUAGAUGUUCUUGCUGGUCCAGAUGCGUACCGGGACCUUCCCCGCCUCUUGACUGUAGCUUAUGACGGUCAUCAGGCAAGCAACAUACUGCUGUCAUUAGAGGAGACCUACGCUGACAUCAUGCCUGUUCACCAUGCCCCUCAGGGAUACAGUGCUUUUGUGUCUAUCAUGCGUGGCUGUGACAACAUGUGCAGUUACUGCAUUGUUCCCUUCACCCGAGGGAGAGAGAGGAGUCGACCUGUCAGCUCCAUUCUUGAGGAAAUCCGUGUGCUCUCUGACCAGGGUGUGAAGGAGGUCACGUUGCUGGGUCAGAAUGUGAACAGCUACAGAGACAUGUCAGAAGAACACUUUGGAGGUUCAGACCUGACCAAGCUCAGCCAAGGCUUCAAGACAGUUUACCGAACAAAACAGGGCGGUCUGCGCUUCUCCGACCUGCUGGACAGAGUGUCCCGCAUCGACCCUGACAUGAGGAUCAGAUUCACUUCCCCUCAUCCCAAAGAUUUUCCUGAUGAGGUUUUGCAUCUGAUUGCAGAGCGAGGAAACAUUUGUAAGCAGAUACACCUUCCAGCACAGAGUGGGAGCAGCCAAGUCCUGAAAGCAAUGCGCCGUGGCUACACAAGAGAGGCCUACCUGGAUCUUGUGGAGAAUAUCAAAAGAAUCAUCCCAGAGGUGAGCCUCAGCAGUGACUUCAUCUCAGGCUUCUGUGGUGAGACAGAGGACGACCACCAGCAGACGCUGUCUCUGAUCAGAGAGGUGGGCUACAAUCUGGGGUUUCUUUUUACCUACAGUAUGAGAAAGAAAACUCAUGCCUACCAUCAGCUACAAGAUGACGUGCCAGCAGAGGUGAAACGGCGGAGACUGGAGGAGUGCGUCAGUGUAUUCAGAGAGGAAGCUGCCAGGGUCAACGCUGCUCUCAUCGGCAACACACAGCUUGUCCUGGUGGAGGGAGAAAGUAAAAGAUCUGCCAAGGACCUGUGUGGGAGAACUGAUGGCAAUAUUAAAGUGAUUUUCCCCAAAGAGGAUGUGGCUGUUCAGACUGCAGAGUCCAACACUGCACCUAUCAACACUGGAGACUAUGUGCUGGUGAAGAUAUUGUCGGCCAACUCCCAGUGCCUGAGAGGUCGAGCCCUUGCUCACAGCUCCCUGAGAGACGAGUGAAGCACUAUGAGACCGACACCACAGGAAGCAGACUCAUUUUUUAAGCAAACUGGCUCACUUUUUUUGAAGACACGUGGAGGCUAUUUUUACAGACAUUUUGGUGAUGAUAUACUCACAUUUCACUGCUGUGAUGAGCUAUGAAAACUGCUUUUUAUUUAUCCAGUCAGCAUCAACUGUCUGUAUAUAGUGAAGCCUGUUUGGAGAAUACACUUGUACAGGUUUUUUAGAUGCAUAAUAGUGUGACUGAUUUGAUUUGUCUGAUACAGUGGUGUUUGAUUUGGUGCCAUGGUAUUGUUGGAUUUUCCAAGCUGCAGUAAAAAAUUUCAUGGAUCAAGACAUUUCUAGAAUUUCUCCUUUAAGCUGCAGAGUCAGAAAUUUUGAGAGAGAAUUUACCAAGAGUCAACAUCCAGAAAUGCUGUGAUCUGCAUUGGAAGGAACAUGUUAUUUCAGCAAAGAUGACUAUGGUGGUGGUAUAGAAGAUGAAUGACUAUGGUGACUGCAAGCCCUGUCCUGAGGAAUAUCCCCUGUUGAGACAGGACUGCGGUACCACUGCUGGAAAUGUUCAUGGCUCUCACAUAUGGCCGGAGUUGACAUUUAAGAUACAUGAAAAGUACAAAAUGAUACAGUUCUGACAUAAUAUUGAGAUCCACAGUAGAUCUGCAUAUUUCAGGCUUGUGCCUUCAUGGUGGCAAGCUCCACUGCAGAAAUGAAUCCUGGGAGUUUUAAGGAAUGCAGUUCAACCCAUGAACUGAACAUCUGUCCCAAUCAGCAUGUAGUCCUACAAGAAAGGAAAAGAAAAAACAUUCAACAAUGGCUAAUGAUUACUUUGAGAUUAUAAACUCUGUUGAUCAGUUAGUUCUGUGUCACAUUAGCCCUCAUUAAAAUCCCUGUCAUAUUGAUAAAUACAGCUGGAUCAAGAAAAUGCAGUUUUAUAGAAAAUGUCAUGUCUCUGACC
Molecule: messenger RNA, 3332 nt
Organism: Monopterus albus (swamp eel)
Lineage: Eukaryota; Metazoa; Chordata; Actinopteri; Synbranchiformes; Synbranchidae
Gene: cdk5rap1
Product: CDK5 regulatory subunit associated protein 1
Exons: 13
Coding region: 632-2377 (581 amino acids)
Biological process (GO): negative regulation of cyclin-dependent protein serine/threonine kinase activity; tRNA modification
Cellular component (GO): cytosol; mitochondrion
Molecular function (GO): tRNA-2-methylthio-N(6)-dimethylallyladenosine(37) synthase activity; 4 iron, 4 sulfur cluster binding
Source: RefSeq, a predicted model, not a curated record